GUGGGCGACAACGACCUGGUGUACAUCUCCCACAAGGCCUUCGCCGGCCUGCUGGGCCUGGAGGACCUGACCAUCGAGCGCUGCAACCUGACCUCCAUCUCGGGCCAGUCGCUGUCCUACUUGCGCAACCUGGUGACGCUCAGGCUGCGGCACCUGGGCAUCACGGCGCUGGAGGACCAGAACUUCCGCAAGCUGGCCAGCCUGCGCGGGCUGGAGAUCGACAACUGGCCCUACCUGGAGUACAUCUCCCCGCUCAGCUUUCAGGGCCUCGACCUGUCCUGGCUGUCCAUCACCAACACCAACAUCACCUCCGUGCCGUCGGCCGCCUUCCGCAACCUGGCGCACCUCACCGCGCUCAACCUCUCGUACAACCCCAUCGCGGCGCUGGAGCCCUGGGCCUUCCGCGACCUGGUGCGGCUGAAGGAGCUGCACCUGGUGGGCACGGGGCUGGCGGCGGUGGCCCCCCGGGCGCUGGCCGGCCUGCGGCAGAUCCGCACGCUCAACGUGUCGGGCAACGAGCUGGUGUCGCUGGAGGAGGGCGCCUUCCACUCGGUGAACAGCCUGGAGACGCUGCGCGUGGACGGGAACCCGCUGGCCUGCGACUGCCGGCUGCUCUGGAUCCUGCAGCGCCGCCGUACGCUCAACUUCGACGCGCGCCCCGUGUGCGCCGCCCCGCCCGAGGUGCGCGGGAACGCCCUGGACGCCUUCUCCGACUCCGCCCUGUUCGACUACUUCACCUGCCAGAAGCCCAGGAUCCGCAACCGCAAGCUGCAGCAGGUGACGGUGCGGGAGGCGGAGCCGGCGUUGCUGGAGUGCCGGGCGGAGGGCGACCCCACGCCCGCCAUCGUGUGGAUCUCUCAGCGGCGGCGCAUCGUGUCGCGGGCGGGCGGGCGCGUGGGCGUGCUGCCCGGCGGGACGCUGGAGAUCCGCUACGCCCAGGUGACGGACAGCGGCACCUACAUCUGCAUCGCCAGCAACGCCGGCGGCAACGACACCUACUUCGCCACGCUGACGGUGCGCGGCCUGCCGCCCGACGCCGCCCUGCUGGCCAACCGCUCGUACUACGCCGAGCUCAACGACACCGGCCUCAACGGCACCCGCGUGUUCCUCAAGUUCACGCUGGACCUCACCACCAUCCUGGUGUCCACCGCCAUGGGCUGCAACUUCCUGGGCGUGGUGCUCUUCUGCUUCCUGCUGCUGUUCGUGUGGAGCCGCGGCCGCGGCCAGCGCAAGAACAACUUCACCGUGGAGUACUCCUGCAAGACGGAGGGCCCCGCGGCCACCAGCAGCAGCCAGGGCGGCACGCGCAAGUUCAACAUGAAGAUGAUAUGAAGUCACGCAGCCAGGGGUCCCUCUGGGGUGGCAUGAGCACGCUCUCAACUCUACCGCAGCGACACACAGCGCCCGCUCGCAAAGCAAAGUCAGGAACGCGCCGCGCUGCCCUGCUGCUGAAUACAGCUGUCGCCAGUU
Messenger RNA from Conger conger (European conger), 1470 nucleotides. RefSeq names its product leucine-rich repeat and immunoglobulin-like domain-containing nogo receptor-interacting protein 3. The record is from RefSeq and is a predicted model, not a curated record. Gene Ontology annotation, molecular function: protein binding. Lineage: Eukaryota; Metazoa; Chordata; Actinopteri; Anguilliformes; Congridae.